GUCUGAUAAGAUCCAUCAAACACAAAAAUGUGUAAACAUUAUAACAGUUUCUGCUUUUUUUUUUCUUUCUUCAUCCGCAGAUCCAACUUGAAUCAACUGAAAAAAACAAAUGACAACGCUUUCUUUCGAUCCUUCACACCCACCCAAGGCACCUCUUUCAGGGAGCAAUUGUGGCUCAUUUGGAUAUACUACCCUCCAGAGACGUUUGCCAGUCAUUGUUUCUAAGAUUGUAGAUGAUGUCUAUAGGGCAUAUAAUGCACUGUCAGAUACCGACCCACUCAAGGCAGAAAAGGAGCAAGAAGCUAAAAAAAUAAUUGAGACCAUUGGAGGAUUGAGAUACGAGUUACAGCGCGAUAAGCCCUUUCGACCGUUCACUGAUACACUUCCAGAUGUUGAGGAAUGGAAUCAAACUUUAGCAAAAUACUACCCAAAUUCAUCUUGGUACAAAGCUUCGUGGCUCUUUUCAGAAUGCUAUCUUUAUCGUCGUGUCAAAGAGGCUUUUGCAUUGACACAGCAUUGGCGUCAAUAUGAUCCGUUUUUUGAGCAGAAGCAGACUGUCUUCAAGUCAUCUCAAAAGGCCGUGGUCGCGAUCGCAGUCCAGUUGAUGUCCCCUACGAAUGAAAAUGAUCAUCUGUCUGCGCUGGACGUUUUGGUCAGUAAAGGGCCGGAAUCUAAGGGCACAAGAGAAGCUUUCCUUGAAUUGACUCAAAUCUGUCUUUGGGGCAAUGCUACAGAUUUGUCAUUGCUUGAUAACCCAGAUCUAGAAAAGGUGGAGGAAUUACAGCGCAGGUUGAUGGGAAAUAGGCACCAAGCAAAGAAUAGUGGUAACAGUAGUAAUACCAACAAUGACAGUUCAUUAUCUACCUCAGAAGACUCUUCAACAGUCAAUGCUGAUCAGUCGCAGAGGGAGCAUAGAGAAGACCAAGAACCCACUGAGCUAGAGAAGCAUGCUGAAAAAAUCUUGCAGAACGACACUGAAUUAUUGUGGCAGAAGGUUAAGGCCAUGCGCAAUGGGCGCGUCGAUAUUAUUCUGGACAAUGCAGGCUUCGAACUGUUUGUUGAUCUUGUGUUUGCGGAUUAUUUGGUCCGUGCAGGAUUUGCAUCCACUGUUGAUUUCCACGCUAAAAAUAUCCCUUGGUUUGUCUCGGACGUAAUCCCAUUUGACUUUCAAUGGACUAUUGACCAACUUUACAAAGCAGGCGAGGAUGAGGACAAAGACAAUAAUGCCACGGACACCUCAGCCACAUCAACCUCGUUCUUUAAUCCAUCUGAUGUGAAUGAGCAAAAAGCACUCAAGGAUCUGGGUAAAAGAUGGCAAAACUAUCUCCAGCAGGGUGUCUGGAAGGUGGGGACUCAUGAUUUCUGGACAUCGUGCUUCGCGUUCUAUCAUCUUCCCAGUCUACCUUCCGCUCGAGAUUUAUUCCAGGAUAUGAAGAAAUCAGAUUUGUGGAUCUUUAAGGGCGAUCUAAACUAUCGUAAACUGGUUUACGAUUGUCAAUGGCCCACAACAACACCCUUCACAGAAGCCAUUGGGCCAUUGAGUGGUAAAGAUAUCCCCAGCUUAGUCUCGUUUAGGACCUGUAAAGCGGAUGUAGUUGUGGGACUUAAAUCCGGUGUUAAAGAAGAGGUGGAGAAGAAGGCCAAGGACUGGAUGAUCAGUGGAGAGUACGCUGUUAUUUCAUUUAGUCCAUAGAUUUCGUUGAUUAUUUGAUAAAUAACGCCGAGAGUAUUUUAAUAGAGAGUCUAGAGAAAAGCAGUGAG
Messenger RNA from Lobosporangium transversale, 1761 nucleotides. RefSeq lists its product as hypothetical. NCBI's taxonomy places the organism in Eukaryota, Fungi, Mortierellomycota, Mortierellomycetes, Mortierellales, Mortierellaceae. The record is from RefSeq and is a predicted model, not a curated record. Gene Ontology annotation, molecular function: phosphatase activity. Gene Ontology annotation, biological process: DNA damage response. Gene Ontology annotation, cellular component: cytoplasm; nucleus. The transcript is spliced from 4 exons. The coding region runs from base 110 to 1693 and encodes 527 amino acids.